Messenger RNA from Etheostoma spectabile (orangethroat darter), 3284 nucleotides. RefSeq names its product carboxypeptidase O. Lineage: Eukaryota; Metazoa; Chordata; Actinopteri; Perciformes; Percidae. Gene Ontology annotation, molecular function: zinc ion binding; metallocarboxypeptidase activity. The record is from RefSeq and is a predicted model, not a curated record. Gene Ontology annotation, biological process: proteolysis. The transcript is spliced from 9 exons. Bases 1997 to 3076 code for a protein of 359 amino acids.
UUAGUGAUGAUUUGUAAUGCUCAGAUGAACUUUUUUGUGUGACAUAUCACUGUACCUAAUUUGAUACAAGAUGCUUUCAUUUUGUGUGUGAUAUUUUUAAGGCCAAAUAAUAAGGACAUUUUGUGUUAACCGUUUUCAAACUGAACCUCUGUUGUGAAGACUAAGGCGGCAAUGAAAUACCGUAAUAUCCAAAGCAUAGUCCGAAUUAACUGAUUUGUUUCCUUGGUAAAAAAAAAACCUGGCACAAAGGAAGGAACGUAAUUUAAGACUAUAACAGCAGCCACAAAAGUCAACAAUCGGCAGAAGGGCCGGGUAGUCUCCCUGACCAACAAUUAGAACCACAACUGGAAAAACUAUCAGAAGAGCAUCAAAACAAAAUACAAAGACUGCGUCACAGGCGAUCUUUUAGAGCUGCAGAGACAUUACAGCAAUUGAGCACCAAAAUAAACCAAAUGCAGGAUCUGAAGAACGGAUGAGGGGAAACCAUUAUAGCUUGUUAUUCUAAAAAUGAAAAAUAGAUUAAAUUGAGCAUAUAAUGUCAUGCAGUCCACCUGAGCACAGAUGAUGUUGACCAGCUACAUUUCAGCCUUGCUGAUGAAUAAUGGAUAAAAUACAGUUUUUGCCUCUGGUAGCCUAUGCUAUGAAGAAAAAACUCUAAUGUGUUUAAAUGCCAAAUAACCUAUACUUAUGUCAUAACAUAUGAUACGUUUUGCACGGAUCUAAUGAAACAAGCAAGAACAACGGAUUCAGGUAUUCCCAAUUCCCUAGAUAAAUUAAUGUAAUGUAACUAGAAACUACAAACAGGGGUUUUCCCCUAAAGUCAAACCAUGAAUUUCAAAAUAAUAUCAUGUUUAGCAUGACAAACGUUUUAGGCAACAAGACUACAAGGUUUGGUGCUCUAUGUGAGGCUGUGCUUAAUGCUAACAUUAGCACCCGUACAGUGACAAUGCUAACAUGUCGAUGUGCUAGUAUUAGCUAAUUAUCACUUCAUCUACAUUAACACAAAAUACAGCUAUUUGCUGAUAAAACUUGUAUUUUGCCUCCAAACUGAAAACAAAAGUUUACUAAAAAUUCCAAAUCAGAUCAUCAAGACCAGCCUUUCAUUGACAGGGUAUAUCCUAUAUAUCCAUAUCUAAACUCAUGUGGCUUUUGUUAAACAGAAUACCGUGCCUACAUUUGUGACCCAGUACUGUGUGCACCUUGACAUUCCAAUUAAUCUAGCCUCAUUAUUUGUUCCUUUGACUUCUUACACCUUAUCUAAUCUGGUGCCUCUUAUUAUUGAUGUCGUAAAACAUAUUCUGUGUGGCUGAACACAAUGCUAUUACUACAGACAAGGGUGUACAGUUGGUUACUUUAAAGGUUUAGAAUUAAAGAAAAGGCCUUUAAGGUUUCCAGAAGAGGAAACCAUUGCACCAAUGAUGAACAGUUAUGAAGUAUGAUGAACAGUUGUGAGUUUGUGUUUCUGAGGAAGGGACAGGACUAAGUAUCCCCUGCACUUCGUCAUUUGUUGACCAUGAACAGCGCUGACUUCACUGCUCCACUAAUAGGCAGUCGAAUCUACACCUGGGAGAAAAGAGUGAGCUGCAGGUGAUGUGAUGAAAAGUUAAAGUUAGCAGCUGACAAAUACAAAGAGUCAUACUGAAGCGGAAGUGAAAAAGGCAGAUAACAGCCGCCACAAAAAGAAGCUAUUCAGUGUAACUGAAUGGGGCCCCUGUCUAUUUUUAUGGCAAUGUAAACCUGACUAAUAUAUGAAAAUCAGUUAACAGUAAUUAAGUAUAUAAAAAAGUCACCAGCCUCUUUUAAAUGAUAUAAAGUAAUUAAGGCUCUUUCCGAUUAAUCAUUAACACAGUAAUGGCAUGUUUGUGCUGUCUGUGGUAGAGGGCUGAGGCAAAGGUGCAUCUUUAUCUGAUGGACAUCUUCUACAAAAUGCUUGUAUAAUCUUGAGGUCAGUGUCGCAAACAGUUGCAAACACAGAGUUUACUUUCACAAAGUGACAAUGCUUAGCUCUGUGGGCCUGAGCCUUUUGGUGCUGCUUUCAGCGAUGGAAGCAGCCACAGUAGAGAGAGUGGAGUAUGACUACUACAAAUACCAUACCAUGCCGGAGAUCACCAACUGGAUGGCUCAGCUUGAGAAGGAUUACCCUGAUGUUGUGACCAUAGUGGAAUACGGACAGACCUAUGAGAAGAGAGUCAUUAGCUUGCUCAAGAUUGGCCUGAAUACUGGAGAGAAAAAGAAAGCUAUCUGGAUGGACUGUGGUAUACACGCCAGGGAAUGGAUCGCCCCGGCCUUCUGUCAGUACUUCGUCAGACAGAUCCUGCAAGCACACAAAACAGACCCCAAAAUGCAAGAGAUGAUGAAGAACAUGGACUUUUAUGUCACCCCUGUACUCAACAUGGACGGCUACAUGUACUCCUGGAAGGACAACACAACUCGACUGUGGAGGAAGAACAGGUCACCGGGACCACCAGGCUGCGACGGUUACGGCACCGAUCUCAACCGCAACUUUGACGCCAACUGGGGCACGCUUGGAGUAUCAUUUAACUGCAGCUCAAACACGUACUGUGGGAGCCAACCUGUGUCCGAGCCCGAAGCCCAGGCUGUGACUUAUUUUGUAGGAAGCCGGAAAGACGACUUCCUGUGUUUUCUCACCAUCCACUCCUACGGCCAGCUGCUUCUGGUUCCCUAUGGACACCCCAACUUCACUGCUUCCAACUACAAGGAGCUGAUGGAGGUGGGUUUGGGUGCAGCAGACGCCAUUAGGAGUGUCCACGGGAUGAACUACACUGUAGGAACCUCACCGGAUGUAUUGUACGCCAACUCUGGUUCAUCCAGAGACUGGGCUCGGUUUCAGGGGAUCCCUUUCUCCUACACCUUUGAGCUGAGAGACGACGGGACAUUAGGCUUCCAGCUUCCUGAGGAUCAGAUCCAGCCGACCUGCGAGGAGGCCUACAGCGGAGCCCUGCACAUCAUCACCUACGCCCACGACAAGACCUUUAAUGGUGCCGUGGCAACCGCUGCUGCAACCCUGUGGACCAUGCUGUUAACAGUGGGCGUCACCGGCACCACCCUGAUGUGAGGAGCAAAAAAGUGCACGAGGGAAACUGACCAAAGCUGUAUGGCUUUCAGUUCCAGUCAUCCUACGUGUGUAGUAAGUGUGUAGUUUAAGCUUCAAGUUAGUUUUAGAAACAGUUCACAUUUUUUAGGACACAAGGUGUUUUUUUUUAAAUCCUCAUUUUAGGCAAAUUUCUGUUGAUAAAUGAUCAAUAGUAUAGAAAUGUAUCUGU